Molecule: messenger RNA, 5522 nt
Organism: Coturnix japonica (Japanese quail)
Lineage: Eukaryota; Metazoa; Chordata; Aves; Galliformes; Phasianidae
Gene: SPTY2D1
Product: SPT2 chromatin protein domain containing 1
Biological process (GO): transcription by RNA polymerase I; nucleosome assembly
Cellular component (GO): nucleolus
Molecular function (GO): histone binding; DNA binding
Source: RefSeq, a predicted model, not a curated record
AGGAGAUUGCGGCCGGAAGCUGAGCGGAGCCGAGCGGCGCGGCGGGGCCUCGGCCGGGCUGGGGGGGAGCGGGGCGGGUGCCUCAGCUCCGCGGCGGAGCCGGCCAUGGAUUUCCACAACAUCCUCGUGAUGGCCUCGGAGCAGCAGGGGCUGAACGCCGUGCCGAAAAGAUACAGUUUGGCUGUUGGCCCUCCCAAAAAGGUUCCAAAGGUGAAGGGUGUUGAGUCUGCAGCAGUACAAGCGUUUCUCCGAAGGAAAGAAGAAGAAAAAAGAAAAAAAGAAUUGGAAGAAAAAAGAAAGAAAGAACAACUCUUGGCUAAGCGCAUUGAACUGAAACAUGACAGGAAGGCAAGAGCUAUGGCUUCGCGAACAAAGGAUAACUUUUAUGGCUAUAAUGGUAUUCCUGUUGAAGAGAAGCCUAAAAAGAGGAGGAGGACUUGUGAGAAUGUUUCUCAGUCCUCCGAGGCUGAGUAUGCAACAGAAAAUGAAGCAGAGCAACUCGAGUUUACUCAAACUGAAUCGGAGUAUGAGCAAGAAGAAUACGAUGAGAAACCAUCCAAAGCUGCAGGCAAACCAAAGGCACCAGCCAAAAGUGCACCAGCACCUCUCAACUUUGCGGAUCUUUUAAGGCUUGCUGAAAAAAAACAAUAUGAACCGGUAGAAAUAAAAGUAGUGAAAAAGAUAGAAGAGAGACCCAGAACGGCAGAAGAAUUGAGAGAGAGGGAGUAUUUGGAACGCAAAAAUAAAAGAGUAGAAAUGCAGAAAAAGAAAACGGAGAGGGAGGUUAAGAAUGCAGGGAUAGCCAGUUCUUCAAAAAAAGCAACUUCUCUGAAGGAAUGUGCAGAUGCAAGACUUAGCAAAAGCGCAGCAGAUAAACACGCCUCUCCAAAAAGCAGCCUCUCUUCUCUGAGUGGUACUGAUAAGAAAUCCAAAGCACCAGCGUUGACUGAAAAGCACUCACGGUCGUUAUCUUCUUCCAAACUGAGUCAAGUGGAAAAAGUAAAAACCUCACAAAAUAGCUCCUUGAAAGGCCCUGCUGCUGGCACUCAUAGCAAAUUACCUGUCAAUGGUAUGGGAAAGUCUGGCUCAAGCGUUCCUGUGCCAUCGUCAAAGCCAACGGCCAAUGGGGCUCAAAGGUUGCCGUCUGCUAAAGAAUCCAGCCUGAAAAAGCCUGUCCAUACAAAACCAGGAAAUGCUGCAGCUCUCCAGCACGAAAUGAACUCCAGCGCAAAGCGAUCCAGCAGCAGUUUAGGGAAGGGAGGACCUGGACAUGCAGCUGGAGGAUCAAGUGCAGGACCUGGGCGGUCAAGUGGCAAUUCGGGCAUGGGACCCGGGAGGCCAGGGAGUGUCUCAAGCCUUGGGCCUGGGCGGCAGGGCAGCAGCUCGGCCACAGGACCUGGAAGGCCAAGCAGCAGCUCAAGCAUGGGACCUGGGCGACCGGGCAGUGGCUCAGGCGUGGGACCUGGAAGGCCAGGUGGCAGCUCAGGCAUCGGCCUGGGAAGGCCGGGCAACAGCACAAACACAGCACCCGGGCGACUGGGCAGCAGCAUGGGAACAGGGCCAGGGAGGCCGGGAGUCAGCCCAGGUGCAGGACCUGGGCGACCGGGCAGCAGCUCGGGAACAGGACCAGGAAGGCCAGGAGUCAGCCCAAGCGCAGGACCUGGGCGACCUGGCUUUACAGCUGUAAAGCCCAAGUGUACUGUUGUAUCAGAAACUAUUUCUUCCAAAAACCUAGUGACGAGGCCCAGCAAUGGACAGAUAAACGGAAUGAGAUCACUUCAAGGGCAUAGGCCUGUGUUUCGUUCACAAGGUAUUGGGAGACCACCUGUUGGAUACAAAAGACAAAUCGAUGAUGAUGAUGAAGAUGAUGAAUAUGACUCUGAAAUGGAUGAUUUUAUUGAAGAUGAAGGGGAACCCCAAGAGGAAAUAUCAAAGCAUAUUCGGGAAAUAUUUGGAUAUGACCGGAAAAGAUAUAAAGAUGAAAGCGAUUAUGCCUUACGUUAUAUGGAGAGCAGCUGGAGAGAGCAACAGAAGGAAGAAGCCAGGAGCUUGAGACUCGGUGUUCAGGAAGACCUUGAAGAAUUGAGACGGGAAGAGGAAGAACUGAAGCGCAAGAGACAGUCGAAGAAGCUGAGGACCCGUUAACUGAAUUGCGGUGUUGACUUCUUUCAUUUUUCCUCUACCCUCUGCCUCCAUACAUCUCCUUCAGUUUCCAUUUGCUUGUUAGAGGGCAAAAGAAUAUGUAAAGGGAUAAAAGAACUGAAAAAUAAAGGCUUUAGUUUGACUUAUAUAAGAUAUUUAUUUUUAAUACUUGCCAAGGGUUGAUUUUUUUACGGAGAAAUUAAUGCACUAAUGCAUAUUAUUAUGUAGAAGAAAAAAUAAGAAAUGUUUCCAUUGUUUAAUCAGUUGAAGAUGCCAGCAGAAAUGUUGACUAGCUAUGCACUGACUUGGAACUGUGCGGGCCCAUAUACAAGUAAACCAAUUUUGCAUUCACUUGAAAGAAAGGAAUGGCACUGGGGGAGUUGUGUCCUUGUUCCCUGAUGUUUUUUGAGAUGCAGAGAGGAAAAAUUGCUUUAUACCUUGCUCUGUCUCCUAAGUUAAGCCUCAAAGUUUCUGAAACAUCAUCUUCUCCACAGAAGCAGCUUGGGUGUAAAUUCAGCCAUUGCCACAGAUGUUCAAAGCAAUAAAGUGCUAUAUUUUUUCUGAUUUGAGGACCCAUAAACAAUAACUGAACUGGAACUUUCUUGUUUCCUAGUGGAAGUGCGUGUCACUUGCAGAAUGUACAGUUAGAAGUAUCACCAAAAGGUUAGGCUGGCUUUUGCUGUGUCUGGAAUUACAACGCCAGUCACAUUCAGUAGGAUAAAUACUCAUCCUGAAAAUAGGAAUUUCUAGUGCUUGUGUGUAACUUGUGCUUUUGGGCUGAAGCAUUUGCUUAGGAAUUCUUUUCCUGCCCUGUCAGUCUUUGCAUUUGUCUAAAAGCUUCUGUUCUUUUACAUGUUUUGUGCUUUGCACAUGUUUUUCCUUCUGUUAAGCAUCAGGUGUGUUAAAUGAUUUGAAGUGUGGAGCAGUCACUUAUCUAAUCAGUUGUACUGUUUGGAAGGCACGUUUCCAGAGUACAUGCAGCUAGCUGUUGGAUAUCAAUCACUUUGUGUUACACAGUGAAUGCUUUUGAUUAAAUUCAUCGAACCAGAGAUCUGAAAUGCAUGUCAGGAGAGUCAGUUCUGUUACCCAAUGCCCGUGUUUGCACAUUAUUUCUAACUAUGCAUUUGAAGACUGUUUCCUUCAGUAAUUGAAUUUGUUUACUAUCAGCACUGGGUUCAUCAAAAUCAGUAGCGCUUGUAUGAAGAGUCUGAAGCUUGAACCUGGUGUUACAGAACCUGGUGUUGCAUCUGCUUUGGGCUUUGGAUAUAUGUUGGGGGGGAAAAAUGAGUAAAAAUUAAGUAGUAAAAAAAUAGCUCUCUUACAGAGAGUAAUUUUUAACCUUGCUGCUUUCAGAACACAGUUCAGACAGCAACCUGUAGGAACAAUCCUGGUAGCUGCGGAAAUCUACACAUCUAACCCUUAACGAAGGAAAAAACAUUUGCUUUUUUGAGGCAUUUUCUGUUGAUGGUGUAGCAUUUCACUGCCUUAGCAAAAACACUGACAUGAGUAAGCUAUUGGGAUGGAUUCCAUAAACUAAGUCAGUAUUAGUUGCCUAGGAGCCCGGAUGGUAACUGUUACUGCUUCUCUGUGUAUUUAACUUUGUAUAUUAACUAACAAAAAGAUGUUUCUCAGUGUAUACACUUGAGACCAUGCUAGUGUAAUCUCAAUGCUUGUUUACAAGUGUGUUGUAUUCAGUCUGCUUAAUGGGACCACCUCACGUUUGCUGUUGUAUUUCCCUGAUUUACGUGAACAUGGCGCUGAUCUCUGGGACCAUGACUGAUUGUUUGUUUGCCUGGUGUGGAUUUUUUGGUUUGUUUAGCUCAGAAAGGCUCCUAUGUCUGUCAGCCUGCACAGCUCUAUUACUUGUGGGCAAUUUCCUGCCCAGCUGAAAAAACAGUCUCUUAUGAAGCAAAAGAUUCUCGUGUGAUGAUUCAAAAUGGGAAUUCAGUUUGGAAUUAAAUCUGCAUUUCAGGUGACCGAAGCUUAAAUAAACCCUGAUGAUUUCAUCGCUUUGCACACGGUCGGUUAAAUUCCUUAAUCUGUAAAGCACUUUGUCAUUGGUCUUUUGAAGUGGUGACUGGAAUGCAGUGUAUUCUUCCAACCUCCCUAAGACACCAGUUUAACUUCAUGCAACGAUCCGCUUCGUUUUGAUUGCUAUGAAAAAAAAACAUUCAAGGACACAUGUGGAACUUUACAACCAAGUACUUGCUGAUGAUUGGCACAGGGCGCCAGCGGCUUUCACAUUUUGUACAGAUGUUUGGGUUUUGUUGGGUUUGCAUUUGCUGCAUGUUUGUAAAUGGGCUCUGGAGGGCCUCGCAUUCAAAAUCAUGUUUACUGUUUUCCAGAUCAACGUUACUAAUGUUAAAACGAGUGCUCUGGUACUCGUCCAAAGUGUGUCCCAGUUUGAGGCUAAGAAAUGAAAACUGGAAGAAUGCUUCUAUUGGUUGGUGAGGAUCUGAUGUUAAAGUUUUAAUUGUAUUUAAUGGAAUUCUGGUUUGGAUUUUAGAUUCUUUUUCUGAAUUCACUGCUUGACAAUGUGCCUUUUAUACUAAAUUGUGUCAAAAAAACAAACAAUAAUUAAUGAUGAAUGUAGAGUUAUGAAAAGGUCGGUCCGUUUCUGCUAUCUCACAUUCGAUGUACUUAAACCUGGUGGUGUGAAAUGGCGACGUCCUUUGCGUAAAGCCCUUCCAGGUCUGGCUUUAUGAUUGCACAAUGACGGUAGCUCCUUCUUUACUGAUGAGGCUAAAUCAAACGAGGGCGCUUUCUAUUGAUGACUACUUUUUGAAAUGUCUUGUACUUACACUCAUGCUGUAUUUCACUUUACAGCAGUCUUUUUGGAGGCCAGGGUUUUGCAUAUCACAGGAAGCCUUAGUGUGCAACUCUGUGCUGUGCUUUAAAAUAAAAGUCUUUCAAGAAGUAUAUGAGAUCUCUAUGGAAAUCUGCAUUUAUUUUUGUGUAAAGCCCAAAAUAUUGUCCAGGAAAACUAAUUUUCUAUUUUUGUUGCAUUUUGUAACAUAAUCUAGUAGCUGAUGCCUAUUUCUAGAUAUAGCGUAUUUCUGGAGACCAAAACAUGUCAGAAAAUAAAUAUAUGGAGAGACUGUGUUUAAGUUGUGAUGGAUGUACUUCUAUUUAUUUUGGUGAGUGGGUGUUAUGCAAUAUUGAAGUGUCAGUUGUAAAUAAGGGUGCUUCUAGUUCUAGCCAAUGAUUUCCUUUGGGGAUAUCCGUUGUGCACAGUGUCUUUUUACACAAUGUGACAAAUCAGGUUUAAAGACUUACAGAGCUUAACUGUUUUCUUCUGGUGCUGUCAAGAAAGUGUAUACUUUUGCACACCAAAUGCAUAUAAGUUUUGCAGACAAUAAAUUACAGGCAUUAAACAUGUU